GGGAAGUUUGGGAUCCGGUGCCCAGGAAGUUCCCCUGGGUUGUGAAGCAAGGCUUUCCGGGCGCUCUGCCGCAACAGAUAAAGGUGGCUGCCCGGCGACCGCGCACUUCUGGCCAUCCCUGUGCGCCCUGUCCGCCAUGCCCCACCACUGCGCAUUGCUCACCUGGGUCCUCUUCCCCCUCCUCGGGCUCGGGGCGGCUAGGGAAGAGGACUGCUCCCUCCCCAUCGUGCCCCGGAAAGAGUGGCAGGCCCUCCCAUCGCUGUGCACCCAGUCCCUGUCCCAGCCUGUGCGCUACGUGGUGGUGUCACACACUGCGGGCAGCACAUGCAACAGCCCUGCCCUGUGCGAGCAGCAGGCCCGGAACGUGCAGUUCUACCACAAGCAGAAGCUGGGCUGGUGCGAUGUGGCCUACAACUUCCUGAUUGGAGAGGACGGGCUCGUGUAUGAGGGCCGAGGCUGGGACAUCAAGGGCGACCACUCGGGCCGCCACUGGAACCCCAUAGCCAUUGGCAUUACCUUCAUGGGCAACUACAUGGAGCGCUUACCCCCGACCCGGGCCCUCCGGGCGGCCCAGAGCCUGCUUGCUUGCGGGGUGGCCAAAGGAGCCCUGAACCCCAACUACGAGGUCAAAGGCCACCGGGACGUGCAGCAGACGCUCUCCCCUGGCGAUCAGCUCUACCAAAUCAUCCAGACGUGGCCUCACUACCGCGAGUGAGACCCUGCUGUCAGCAACCCCUUCCUCUCCCACCACCAUGGAAAACCCCACUGUCACCUCCUCCAAUAAAGGUGCAGCUCAAA
Molecule: messenger RNA, 798 nt
Organism: Choloepus didactylus (southern two-toed sloth)
Lineage: Eukaryota; Metazoa; Chordata; Mammalia; Pilosa; Megalonychidae
Gene: PGLYRP1
Product: peptidoglycan recognition protein 1
Exons: 3
Coding region: 137-715 (192 amino acids)
Biological process (GO): defense response to Gram-positive bacterium; innate immune response; peptidoglycan catabolic process
Molecular function (GO): peptidoglycan immune receptor activity; zinc ion binding; N-acetylmuramoyl-L-alanine amidase activity
Source: RefSeq, a predicted model, not a curated record